Molecule: messenger RNA, 762 nt
Organism: Punctularia strigosozonata HHB-11173 SS5
Lineage: Eukaryota; Fungi; Basidiomycota; Agaricomycetes; Corticiales; Punctulariaceae
Product: NAD(P)-binding protein
Exons: 6
Coding region: 1-762 (253 amino acids)
Molecular function (GO): oxidoreductase activity
Source: RefSeq, a predicted model, not a curated record
AUGGCUCCCGUCGUAUAUUUGGUCUCUGGCGCGAACCGUGGAAUCGGUUUUGGUCUCGUAAAGGCGCUAUCUUCUCGCGAAGAUACUAUCGUAUUCGCCGGAGUGCGCGACCCGGAUGCAGCUACAGACCUGCAGAGUUUCGCAGCCGAUAAACCAGGGAGAGUGCAUAUUGUGAAACUGGUGUCAAGCGAUGCCAAAGGCAACGAGGAGGCGAUCUCGUUCAUCCGCGAGAAAGCCGGACGUUUGGACGUUGUCAUCGCGAACGCGGGUAUAAACUACGCGUAUGGACCUCUGUACAAGGCUGCGGAGGAAGAUUUACGGACACAUUUCGAGGUCAAUGUCGUGGGCACCUUCGUCCUGUUCAAGGCCGCAUUGCCGCUCUUGAAAGCCAGCAGUGCUUCCGGGUCUGCACCACCCAAGUUUGUCGCGGUGUCAUCGCAUGGCGGUAGCCUCGAGCGUGGUGCAAGCGCGCCAUUCGACAUGGCGCCGUACGGUAUAUCUAAGGCAGCCUUAAACUAUCUGGUGCGCAAGUUGCACUAUGAACAUGAGAAGGAUAGGCUAGUGGCGUUCCCUAUAUCCCCGGGCCCCGUUACUACGGAUAUGGGCAGCUACGGGGUAGAGCACGACGCGGGCAUACGCAACCUCGAUUUCAAGACCGUAGAUGAAAUUGCGGCCCCACUGCUGAAGGUGAUAGGUAAUGCAACGCGGGAGAGCGAGGGCGGCCAUUUCCUAAAUUUCGACGGAGCGAAGAUUCCAUGGUGA